AUGGAGACUAACUCCUUUUUGGCCAUGAGACCUGGGCCCUUCCGGAGCUGUUCAGGAGACCGUGAAAGCGCAGUUGACUCUGUGGACUCACCCAUCGUCCGCUGGGAGAUGCUCCCGGCGCACAUUUGGAACAGGAGUCGAAUGAUAAACAGAAAUGGCCAGAGUUCCUGUCAGACAGAGCCCCUUCGAGGAAUCCGCGCCCAUGCCACCAUGCGCAGUCACAUCCCUGUUUCUCCGAGAAACAACGCCGAUGCAGCGCCACCGGCUACAGCAGAAUCAACACGAACGACAGCAGCAGAAGUAGGCGUAGCUCUCAGAGAAAGCAAUCAAGGCAUGGAGAAUGGCAUUCUUGAAUCAGGAGGGGCGACGCCAGACUUUCCUUCCAGCGAAGUCAUAGGCUCUGAGCUUGAGGGAGACGGCAGCGACAGCAUUACCAGUAGCUGCGAUGGAACAGAGGCAGAUUUUGAAAGUAUUGAAGGUGGCGAAGUGAACUGUUUUUCUCCAUUUCAAGAGGGUGGAGAUUGGGUGCUGGAAGGCGCCUCCCCGCGUACUGGUAACUGUGACGGUGCGGCGUGUAUACGCUGCGCAGGUGCAAGUGUCGAGGCCGAGUUGUUCUUUGGGGCAGAUGUGAUAGACUUGGGAGCGAACCAAGGGAUAUGCUGCUCCUCUGACAGCGAAAGCGACGAUAGCAGGGAUAGCGCCUGCAGCACUCAGAGCGAAGGCGAUGCGGUUGAAGGGGCGACGAAAGCGGAAGCAGAAACCAAAGAGCCGGAAGGAGGUGCGGAGGAUAGAGGGACGACAGUGGAGAGCGAGGAGCACAAGCAGCAGCUACAGGGAGCGGUGGACGACAUGUGGCACCCCGUGUGCCCUGUGCACGGAUUAGACGGUAUCGGAGCCUUCCGGCUUAAGGUAGAUUUAGAGAGCAGCGACGCAGACGGCUGGACUGAUGUAGGAGGCGGGCAGUUCCCGUCGGGGGAAACAGAAGCCUGUACUUGCUUAAACGAGCCUUUCUGGCAGGGAGGCCAGCAACUACAGCAGCCAAGUCAGCUACAGGCCAAGUCUACAGAGCAGCAUACAAAAUCUAAAACUGAUGAUGCGCUCACAGGGGACACCGGACUUGUGCUGCCUGACAGGGGAAUUCUUCCAACAGGGAGUGCUGGGCCGACUGCAUCAAGGGAAGAAAUCGUCGAGGCACAGCCGGUUAGCAGCAACAGUUGCAGCAGCAGCAACAGCUAUGGAAACAGAAGCUACAGCGUGUCUGUAACCCCUGAGGCGUCCGAAGGCUCUCUCUCGCCCGCCAAUACCCAAGGGAAGGCAGACAUUCCCGUUGGUGGGCGGCUGCAGGACAUCAUGGCCAGCCUUGAAGCGCAGCAGUGGCGGUACACGCGCCCUCACGCACUCGCCGCCACUGCUGCGCUUCGAAGCGCCAGUCUUGAAGCAGCAGUGGACAAUACAUCGGGGCAACGCCGAUAUUAUUGGGAAAACACAAAAACAAAAGGACAACUCAGAGGAAGUCUAGGCUAA
Messenger RNA from Eimeria maxima, 1524 nucleotides. RefSeq lists its product as hypothetical. Lineage: Eukaryota; Apicomplexa; Conoidasida; Eucoccidiorida; Eimeriidae. The coding region runs from base 1 to 1524 and encodes 507 amino acids. The record is from RefSeq and is a predicted model, not a curated record. The transcript has a single exon.